CACAACUUCAUCGACCGUCCUCUGCACCGUCACCGUAGGCCUGCAGCCAACUACGACCUUACAUUCAUACACCUCACUUGUAUAUCAAUACAUAAUAAUUCUCGACAAUCGCUCACAUCUUUGAACUAGCCUACCGCGCGAAUGCGCUAUCCUGUGGUUCUGCCAUGUCCAUUCCAGUAGACCAAACCAACGUUGCCCCGCCGAUCUUGAACAACCCCCAGCCGCGCCUUCCCGCUGAGAUCUGCGAGCGCAUCAUCGACCAUCUCGACCCUUUUUGGCUCGGAGACCAAAGACAAACUCUGUUGAACUGCGCCCUCGUUCGCCGAGGGUGGUACGCCGAGAGCCGCGCAAUCCUGUUCGAGGAGCCCAUACUCUCUACUCGGAAAGAGGCGAUCGCCUGUGCGAGGUCACUGACGCGGAUACCUCUCCUCGCUGCCCGUGUGCGACGCUUAGAGAUCGGAGCUCGAUCUCCGACUCUGGAAUCCUCUAUGACAAGUCCGGAGUUGGCAUCGAUUCUCGUGAUGCUGGCAGGAAAACUUCCCAACCUGGCCUCGCUCAGCUUCUCCGACGUCAGCUUCGAGCAGUGCUCUAUGCGCAAUUUAGCGUUUGGGAGCUUGCACGAAUUCAGUCAUAUCACAUCAUUGCGGCUAGCGAGAGUGACGUUGCCAUCGGCGAGCCCCUUCUUCCAGGUCAUCUGUUCAUUUCCUCAGCUGCAGUCCCUUCACUGCUGGGAUCUACACUGGAGCAAAUUGAGGUCCAUGGCUCCAUUGCCCGAACACCGCCGCAUGCCUUUGACGACAUUGACUUCCUUUGAAUAUGACCUGUCGUGUUUCGAAGACAUUGGACAUAUUCUUCUCGGUCUGCUGAAUCGUGCUAUCCUUACAGCACUCUAUCUAUAUUCACCAGUAUCUACGGCGGCUCUUAAUUUCACUCAAGACAUGCUGAAUAUAGCCGGAGGGAGACUUGAGGAGGCAACAACAACUUUCAGCGCGCUAGAGAAGGAUGGUGGUGGCAGCUUUCAGUCCUUGCUCUUGCACCCUAUCAGCUUUGAAUCAAAUGUCAAUCUGCGGACACUGGUAGUGGGCGCCUUCACGUCGGAUAUGAAUGACCUCACACUGUUAGUCCGGAGUGUACUGCUGCCUCUGCUCAAGACAAUAUUAUCAAAGGAUCUCAGUAACAUCUCGUUCUCCUUUUCGCCUUUAGAAUGGGAUACAGAUGCCAUGCUCAAUAUUUUCGAUCCAGAGGUCUGCGUGCAGAUUGAUGAGCUUUUGGCUGAGGAACAUUUCGCCGAGCUGGGACUCGUAUCCAUAUUUUUCUGCUUCCAGCCUGCUUUGUUGGACGACUCGCAAUGUGUUAAGUUUUGUGCGGAUAUCUGUUCCCGUUUUCCAAAAUUGAAUGACAUGAACAUAUUGACAAUCAACUGUAACAGAUACCGAUAUCCAAGUGAUACCGAGAGGGCAUUGAAGUCCAAACAAAUGGCCAAUCGCUUGUCUGACCCAGCGGAUCAAUCCACAAGAUAGCCAAUUACGGCAUUCACGGUCACCUCGUCUCGCCUUCACUUUGCUCUGCAACGUGUCGUGGAUGUGCAGCUCAUAUCUCAUAUCUCCCCUUCCCCUUCCAUCAUAUCCACAAAACAUCCAGACUUCAGCCCGAGCACCUAGUCUCGUCCAAUCCCCCUGUCCGCUCUCUUCAUGCCGUCGUCCUGGUC
Laetiporus sulphureus 93-53 is the source of this 1708-nucleotide messenger RNA. RefSeq lists its product as uncharacterized. The transcript has 3 exons. The record is from RefSeq and is a predicted model, not a curated record. Lineage: Eukaryota; Fungi; Basidiomycota; Agaricomycetes; Polyporales; Laetiporaceae. The coding region runs from base 165 to 1520 and encodes 451 amino acids.